Messenger RNA from Rhinolophus ferrumequinum (greater horseshoe bat), 4744 nucleotides. RefSeq names its product taxilin beta (gene TXLNB). Bases 145 to 2214 code for a protein of 689 amino acids. The transcript has 10 exons. Gene Ontology annotation, molecular function: syntaxin binding. The record is from RefSeq and is a predicted model, not a curated record. NCBI's taxonomy places the organism in Eukaryota, Metazoa, Chordata, Mammalia, Chiroptera, Rhinolophidae.
GUAUUUGGUUUCUCUGUCCCCUUGUAAGAACACAGCCGCCUGCCUGUCUACUGCUGUUGCUGCUGUUCUGACUAACUUUUUGCUGCCCCUUGCCUCUCCUUUCUCUUUCUGCUUAGCUCCUUGCCUUCUGGUACUGCUCCCAGGAUGGAGACUAAUCACUCUGCACAGCUCUCAGGAGAACCACAGUCAACACCUCUGGGGGACAGUUCAUCAUUACCCAGUCAAAAUGGCCUGGAGAAGCCACAUGAUCAGAAUUCCUCAACCUCUCUCCAAGCACCCCUGAAAGGGGCAGAUGUGCAGCCUGAAACAGGAGCUCAUGACAUCUCUGAAGAGUUGAAUCGACAACUGGAAGACAUCAUUAACACGUAUGGGUCUGCUGCUGGCACAGCAGGGAAAGAGAGUCCCAGUAAGGCCAAGGAGCACCCUGAGAACACAGAACCAGCCGACAACGAGGAUGGGGAUUGUGAGGAGGUCACUGAAGAAACUGAGAGAGAACCGGUAGCUUCCGAAGAGCGACCCACAGCCAAAGAGACUGUCAGCAAUAAAGAGCAAAAAUUGGAAAAGAAAAUCCUAAAAGGAUUAGGCAAAGAAGCCAACCUACUAAUGCAAAAUCUGAACAAGUUGCAAACUCCUGAAGAAAAGCUUGAUUUUUUAUUCAAGAAGUAUGCUGAAUUGCUGGAUGAACAUCGCACUGAGCAAAAGACUUUGAAGCUUCUACAAAAGAAACAGGUACAAAUCCAAAAAGAAAAGGACCAGUUACAAAGUGAACACAGCAGAGCUGUCCUCGCUCGAAGCAAACUGGAGAGUCUGUGCCGGGAGCUGCAAAGACAUAACAAGACCCUGAAGGAAGAAACCCUACAGCGGGCACGCGAGGAAGAAGAGAAAAGAAAAGAGAUUACAAGUCAUUUCCAGAGUACCUUGACAGAUAUCCAGGCCCAGAUUGAGCAGCAGAGUGAGCGAAAUAUGAAGUUGUGUCAGGAGAACACAGAGCUCGCAGAGAAACUGAAAAGCAUCAUCGAUCAGUAUGAGCUCAGAGAGGAGCAUCUGGACAAAAUAUUUAAACACAGAGAACUGCAGCAGAAGCUAGUGGAUGCAAAACUUGAGCAGGCACAAGAAAUGAUGAAGGAAGCAGAGGAGCGACACAAACGUGAAAAGGAAUAUUUGCUGAACCAGGCAGCAGAGUGGAAACUUCAGGCCAAAGUGCUAAAGGAACAAGAGACAGUCCUGCAGGCUCAGCUCACUCUCUACUCUGGAAGGUUUGAAGAGUUCCAGAGCACACUGACAAAAAGCAAUGAGGUGUUUGCCACUUUCAAACAGGAAAUGGAUAAAACAACUAAGAAAAUGAAGAAGCUGGAAAAGGACACGGCCACGUGGAAAGCCCGGUUUGAGAGCUGUAACAAAGCUCUGUUGGACAUGAUUGAAGAGAAAGCACUGAGAGCAAAAGAAUAUGAGUGCUUCGUGAUGAAAAUUGGGAGGCUAGAGAAUCUCUGUCGAGCUUUACAAGAAGAGAGAAAUGAACUCUACAAAAAAAUUAGAGAAGCGAAAAUGCCAGAAAAGGAUGAGGAAGCUCAGCACACCUCGGAUGAAGAGCCAGAGCCAACUGUUUCGGCGGGUGAAGAGGCUGACACAGAGGACGCCAACAGAGUUCAAGAUGCCGUGAAAAGUCUGGCCACAGCCUUAGCGGUAAUUCAUUAUCCUGGAUCAACCCUCGACCUGUCCAAAGAAUUCCAGCCAGAAUUCGGCAGUCCUCCAGGGGCCAGUGACGCAGCCCUCAAAAAGCCAGACCAAUGCCCUCUGAGCCCUGCAUGCCAUUCAGAGAGUCCCCUGCCUCCCCCAGUUCCCCAAGCUGAGGCAGAAGGAAGCACUGAGUCAGAGGAGCCCCCCAUAGCCAGUAAUCCCCCUGUAGCGUCAGAAGCAGAGCUCCAAGACCAGGGUCUCCGGAUUGAAGCACAGGCUGAUCAGCAGCCGUGGAAGCCAGAGGCAGAAGCUUCCAGUCAGGCCCCACAUUCCCCCUCUGAGGCCUCCCUGUGGGUAAUGGAGGCAAAUGGUCCUGCCCCACCACCCCCAGCAGGUGAGCAACUUCCAGCUGGAGCACCUGGCUGUGAGCCCAAUAGGCAGCCUCCACCAGCAGCAGCAGAGGGCCCGCUACAAGGGGUCUCAGCCAGACCCCAGGUGCCCAAAGGGUCCGACCCCAAUCUAGAGGGAGUAGACUAAGCCUCAUCGCGGCCUCGGAGGCUGAUCUUCCUGACUUCACAUCUUUGUCAUAACAGAUUUUCUUCUGAAAGAGGCAUUAAGGACUAGGGAUGUCUAUUGGAAGAGACUUAAUUAGAAUCAAACCAUUUUUAAAUGUUAUGUAGAGCACAUUCAGCCUUUGCUAUUUGUUCUCAAUUUAUAACUGAUACGGAGCUUUUCUAGUUAACACUGGUUGACGGUAUAAUUUUCCUGGAUGGCAACAAAACAUACGAAUAGAAAAUUUAUAUUAUUAUAAUUUGCCAUUAACAUUGGACUUAAUUCAAUUUGUUAAUCAACAGUAAUAUUUGGUAUUUAAAGACUUCCACUACAAUAUAUAACUAUUGAAAAUGUGAUGUUGUAUUUAUUUCCAUAGUUUAAUAAGUUCUAUAGUAAGUAAUGGACAUCCAGGUUCCAUUUAAACAUUAUACAAAUAAUAUAUGCAUAUGUGUGCAUAUAUACAUAUGGAUUGAUUUUUGAAUAUAUACAUAUAUGUGCUUUUGCACAUAUAUACACAUGUGUAUAUCAUAUGUAUGUAUAUAUUUACAUACAUUUCUCUCAUCCUUUUUUGAAUUUCUCUCAUGCAAAAUAUUUAGAUGCCAGUCAAAAAGAUGAUCUCUUACUUGCACUUGGAACUACAGUAGACUAAUGCCCUAUGAAAUCAGAAGUAGGUUCAGAACACAAGUAUUUAGGGCAAAAAUAAGUAACUCAAUUAUCAAUCAAUAAAUUCAGCCAAUUGAUCAAAUGACAGAACAGCAGCUGGGUUAGAUUGCAAAUCUGUGUAGAAUGCACAGAUAACAAAGAUGACCACAAGAGGCCAUAAACAGAACAGGGGAACGCUCGGAGCUGUAAAUUGCUCACUUUUUCCAGCUGCUUCUUCUACACAACUCAGACCAUGCCUUGCAACUCAAGCCACUCAUGGCUUCCUGCAAGGAAAGGGUUGGAAGUGGGAAAGGAAGUGGGUUGAAAGUGCUAAGGCAGGGAGGAAUUGGGGUCCUCAGACUGAGAAGAGGCUAUGCUCAUCCCCUGCCUCUUGUGCUACCAAAGUCUUGAGAAUUUCUCAAAGCAGAGAAUGGGUUUGUUUGUAAAUAAUAGUCUUGAGGCAGAAUAUUCACCUGCCCCUAUCAACUCCUCGGUUCCCUCCCUGUCACCUACCACUGUCUCCAAAGAGUUUCCCAACACCUCUUGCAGUCACUGCUUCAGUCUAUCUUCUCAGAACAACUGCUCCUUCUUUCUGACCCCCUCUUUUGCAGUAGGAAAUUAUACCCAGACCUCAUCUCAGAUAUUGCUAAGUAAAAACUAUUAUUUUUCCAAAACAGAAAUCCACAUAGGGUCUCAAUACGAGUGGUAAGGCUUACAAACAAACACAUUCUCUGCUUUGAGAAAUUCUCUACAGCCAGAAGUACAAACAAAACAAAGGACAAAUGGGUCCAUACUCAAAAUGACUUGGAAAAAUAGGUGAGGAUUCAGAAGAAGGCAAAAGCUAGAAACACCUGGAGUUGUCUACGAGUACAUGAGUAUUACAUUAUCAUUUCUCGACUAGAACCUCUAAUAAUAUUGACAGUAUAAACUACUCUGCUUGGUGUAAAGAGAAACUGCACCAAAGAAAUAGGAAGGAAAAGAGGAAGGGAAGACGGAGGGAGGAAAGAAAAAAAGAUCUAACCCAGGCCUACCUUAAAAGUUGAACUCAAGUAGAAAAAUGGAUAAAAGCAAGAUUUUGUACUACUCAUGCAGGAAAUCAUUCUUUGGUGUCACAUGUGGCUGUCUGCCAAGGCACACAAAGUCUUGUAGGCAGCAGCCAUAUGCUACAAGAAUUGUAAACUGCAUAAAAUUUGUUUGAAGUAGACAGUGAGGGUAAUAACAAAAUGCUAGUCAGGAAAAAAAAAAGCAUAUCGCUAUUUGAGAACCCAUGUAUUUCUAAAGGCUUAAAAUAUUAUAACCACAGGGUAUCCAGCCAAAUUCAACAUUACUUGAAAUCUUAGAGAUUUAAACAUUCAUUUAAUUCAGAGCCAAAUAUUCACCAUAACAAUCCAGGAGGGUCUCCUUUUUCACUAUUUACAAAGGCUAGACUUCCAAGAUGGAGUAAGAUUAGAUAAUCAUAGUAAAGUCUCAGUCUAAACGUUUAGCAAGAGAAACGGAAGAGAGAGCCAAAAUCCAGUAAAUCAAAUAUUCUCAGAUCCAAAGUUCAUUUUUUCCUCAUCCAAAAAGCUUUCAUAGCAACACAUUAUUCAGUAUAUAUCUUGGGCAGAGUUUCAGAUACAAAAAUUUUCCUGAAAUUUGCACAGCUUAAUAGAGGCUUUGGGAGAAUUAUUUUAAUAUUCAAAGAAUGUAUUUUGUGUUAGAAUUGGGCCUUACUCAUUGUAACAAUAACUCAUAAGACCUUAAAGAAGGUCUUUAUCAAGUUCAUGUAACUAUUUCUAGAGAUACCAAGUCUACUUACCAGAAACACUAGAAUUGUUGGUGUUUUGCAAAUGAAAUAACUAUAAUUAAUGUAUCGAUUAAAAAGGUACUUCUC